Molecule: messenger RNA, 1089 nt
Organism: Merops nubicus (carmine bee-eater)
Lineage: Eukaryota; Metazoa; Chordata; Aves; Coraciiformes; Meropidae
Product: homeodomain-interacting protein kinase 2-like
Exons: 3
Source: RefSeq, a predicted model, not a curated record
CACCUUGUCCAAGCAAAGGAAGAACGUCAUCAGCUGUGUCACCGUGCACGACUCCCCCUACUCGGACUCCUCUAGCAACAACAGCCCUUACGCCGUGCAGCAUCGCGCGGGGCAGAACAACGGCAGCGCCUACGACACCAAAGGGGUUCCAGAGACUCACUGCAGUGGGAACCCUCGAACGAUCAUCGUGCCACCACUGAAAACCCAGGCCAGUGAGGUGUUGGUAGAGUGCGAUAGCCUGGCACCAGUCACCACCAGUCACCACUCAUCCUCCUACAAGUCCAAGUCCUCCAGCACCGUGACCUCCACCAGCGGUCACUCUUCAGGGAGCUCGUCUGGAGCCGUUGCCUAUAGGCAGCAGCGACCAGGAGCACAUUUCCAGCAGCAGCAGCCUCUUAAUCUAAGUCAGGCCCAGCAGCACAUCACGACCGAUCGCACAGGGAGUCACCGGAGACAGCAAGCCUACAUCACUCCAACGAUAGCUCAGGCCCCGUACUCUUUCCCGCACACUAGGGCCAGGCACGGUACGGUUCACCCCCACUUGGCUGCGGCCGCCGCUGCUCACCUGCCCACCCAGCCCCACCUCUACACAUACACCGCCCCUGCUGCCCUGGGCUCCACGGGCACUGUCGCGCACCUGGUGGCUUCCCAAGGGUCUGCGCGGCACGCCGUGCAGCACACCACCUACCCCGCCAGCAUCGUCCACCAGGUCCCCGUCAGCAUGGGCCCACGCGUUCUGCCCUCGCCCACCAUCCACCCAAGCCAGUACCAGGCUCAGUUUGCCCACCAGACCUAUAUCAGUGCUUCUCCAGCCUCCACAGUCUACACUGGAUACCCACUGAGCCCCACCAAGGUCAACCAGUACCCUUACAUCUAAACACUGGAAUCAGGAGUGAGAGACGUGCCCGUCCCGUGGAGCGAGGCGGCCGCUUUUGUGCUGAAGAACGGGACAAACUAACAAUGCAAGGGGAGGCCCACGCGAAACUUGAAUGAAGGAGACUGUAAGGAAGAAAUUAAAAAGGAAAGAAGGGGGAGAACCAAUUCUACACUUUUUAUUUAAAAAAAAAAAAAAGAAAAUGGAAAAAAAGA